AUGCCGCGUACGGAGCGCAAGAAACACUUUGCGUGGCUCAACCGGCAGACAAAGGCUGAUCCAGAGCUCUUGGCAAAGUAUCAGCUUCUGAAAACUGAUGAUGACAAGUUCCGCUUCUUGAAGGACUGCCUGCUGGCCAAGGGUGAUGCAGCGCCGCCGGUUGCGGUCAAAGAGACCUUCAAGGAUCUCACUCAGGACGAGCAAAAGGACAAGUAUGUGACGAUGACAGAGAUCCAGCUGCACCGGGAAUUUCCUGGUGAGGACGGUGCCGCGUUCAUCAAAAUUCUGAAAGCCGGCCAGAAAGGAAUUCCGCAUCCGCAGGCGCCAGAGUUCUCACCAGCCAAAAGGUACCGCGUUUUGAAAGAGAACCUCAACACAAAGGCCUUUGCCCGUUCCACCGAGUCCGAGGUGAAUGUUACAGCUGAGCCGGACGACGAGGGCAAGGAAAAGCUUAUCAAGACGGUGAAUGACUUUACCAGUGCGAUGGACCAGGCAAUCAGCAAGCCCAUGGAAACCGGGAAAACUAUCAAGCCCAAGAAGAUCCUCACCCCGGAGCAGCAGGCGGACAAGGACAUCAUGAAAACUUUCAAAAAAAUGCUUCAGCUUCCGAAGAAGCUGGUGGACCUCAACUUGGAGCUGGAGCAGGUCAAGUUCACGAACGAGCUCCGUGCCGAGAUCGAGAAAAGCAUUCCCCUGGUGGAGCAGAUGACCAAGGCCUAUGACGGCAAGGUAGGGCCCGAUGACUCUUUGGACCGCAAGAAUAUCGUGCACAGCGAGAUGAAGCAGGAUAUGAUGCCCUUCGAUGAGAUGAUUCGCGAGGCAAGGAAGCGGCUGCCAAGCCAGAAGAAGAGCCGAAGCGACGCGACUGAUGAAUCCGAGGGCUGA
Symbiodinium sp. CCMP2592 is the source of this 885-nucleotide messenger RNA. Lineage: Eukaryota; Dinophyceae; Suessiales; Symbiodiniaceae. The record is from the annotation of a GenBank genome assembly.